UAUGUAAGAGAAAGAGAGAGAAUGCACGACUAUAUAAUACACUAUGUGCGAUAUAUGCGAUAAAUAAAAUAAAAAGAACGGGCGUGCUUCGAGAAUAUUGCGUGACACCUUUUUGCGGUGAGUUUGGGUAUACGAAAAGAAAUCAUUUCGAGGAGAAAUAAAACCGUCUCUGUGAAUCGUCGAAUUCUUCCGGUCUUAUUUGGGAAGAAGGUCGAGAGUGAGUGUCUCGCGCGUGUACUUAAACAUGAAGACAAAAAAUAAGGCUCGACGACGCAAUAACGAUGACGGAGGAGAUGGCGGUGUUGGUGAUGACGACGACGACUACGGUGAUGACGGAGAAGGUGGAGACGGUGAUGGAAACGAUGGUGGUUACAACGGUGGAGGUGGUGGUGGUGGCGGCAGCGGAGGUGGCGGCAAUGCGUAACGUAACGUAAAACGUUUGACGUUUACCGGCCAUGCGGUCUACGAAGUACCAAUAACAUCGACCUAUUCAAAAGCGUCCUUGUCGUCUCUCUGGACGUGACCUCAUUUUACAUGAAGUAAAUAUGUUACAUACGACGAUGCUGAUAAUCAGUAAGAUUACAAAAUGGGUUGUUUUGGGAGCAAGGAUAAGUUGAGUAAAGAGGAUAUGGAGUUUCUCAAGUCACGCACGCGAUAUGACGAAAGCACAAUCAAGGAAUGGUACAAGGGAUUCAAACAAGACUGUCCUAACGGCAGAUUAACGCCCGCAAAAUUUGUUGACAUGUAUAAAACGUUCUUUCCGUCUGGCCACGCGGAAGAAUUUUGCGAUCACGUAUUCCGCACAUUCGACAUGGAUAAAAACGGUUAUAUCGACUUUAAGGAAUUUCUCUUAGCCAUCGACGUUACUUCCUGUGGUACACCGGAAGAAAAGCUAAAGUGGGCAUUCCGGAUGUAUGACGUUGAUGGAAAUGGUGUUAUUGAUAUUCAAGAAAUGACAAAGAUCGUUCAAGCGAUAUACGAUAUGCUCGGAGCAUGUUCGAGCAACAGGCCAGCGGACAGCGCUGAAGAAAGGACUAAGAAUAUAUUCGCUAAAAUGGAUGAGAAUCAUGACGGGCAAUUGACGCAAGACGAAUUCCUUAAGGGUUGCCUUCAAGACGAAGAGCUCUCCAAAAUGUUGGCUCCUUAAUCUGACUGCCUACCUUUCACAGAGAAUUCAUUGACGGGCGUCUGAACGUUUUUUAGGACGGAUUUAUGAAAUAAUGAAAGAAUUAUUACCGUCGCUGCUGUUACGAUCUCUGUCGCUGCUGCUGCCUCCACUAUUAACACCAAUACCACCACCACCACCACUACCAAUGGAACACCAUCGUUAAAUUUAACAAAACCACCGUCGCUACCACCAUCGCCAUCACCACUACCACCACCACUACCACCACCAACACUACCACCGCCACCACUACCAUCAUCACAGUUGCAACCGUUUUAUUAUCACUUGUCGCCACUGCAACGUCUCUCCUCCAGCUUCGCAGCAGUCAUUCCCUCGUCUUUUCGUGAGAUUAUAAGACCAGAUACAUUGACGAUAAUGACGAUGAUGAUGAUAAUAAAUGAAUGAAUGAAUGAAUGAUGAUGAUAAUAAUAAUAAUGAUGAUGAUGACGACGACGAUGAUGAUGAUAAUGAUGAUGAUGAUCUUGAUGAUGAUAAUGAUGAUGACGAUAAUGAUUUUUAUUUCUCGAAAGCAAGAAAUAACGAAAAACUUCGCGAUAAACGUCAUCGUUAAGGGCGACCGAUGACUAUUAAGAACACCUUACGAUUUUAAAUUCAAAUAUAAUCUACAGUUAGGAGAUUGAAAAGAGAAAGGUGGGAGAAGGAAACGAAGAAAUAGGGAAAGAAAAUAUGGAAUUCAGUUUGCACAAAUAGCGAAAACAUAUACGAGCGUAUUUUCGGUGAUCUUACUUCGUAUAUAAUCGUUUUCAACUCGGUCGCAUAAUGCAGAAUGUAAGAUCUUGCAUUGCAAUAAUCGCCUGGUUAUUAAGAUUUUUCACUCGAACCUGUGAACCAGUGGAUAAUUCGAUUACGAAUUAAUCUAAUUAUAUCGAUCGAUUCUGCACACGUAAUAAACGUGUGUGAUAAUCCCUUCGUAAUCGUUUGAAUUUGCUAUAAUACCAAUUCAUUAAACGAAUUUCGCUGGGCCGAAAAGAUCGAUUAAAAAAAAAAAGGAAAAAAAAAAAUUGUUAAGUAUCUCACGGAGACCGCGCAAAUGUGGUCCAAGUUAAUAGAGAAGGAUUUAUUAACUAUACCUUCGAGAAAAUGCGCGCAAACGGUAUAUACAUAAAAUGUGCGUGGCCCUAAAUUUUAGCGGCUUCUAGCGCGUUCCAAUCUUUAAGAAUUAGGGAAAUAAACAUCGAAAAUACUCGAUCGAUUGCGAGUUCAACAAUGGUUAAUAUUCGCAUCGAUUUUUAUGCAAAUGGAAGGAUGUUCGUUCUCUUUUUUUUUUUAUAUAUAUAAUUGUUUUUCAUAGAAUUUCAAUGUUAGGAAAAGCCAAGCUAUUAGAAUUAACGAAACGUGCUCUUCGCAUUCUAAUUUGAUUAUUAUGAAUUAAUAAUUUUCGAGUCAAAUGAUUCGAAACGUUUUGCUUACGUUUGUAACGGAGCAAAAAUGAUGAAGGUAAAGACUUAAAUAUUUUUUGAUUUUAGUGGCUAUUAUUUUCGAAUAAAUACACUUGCAAUAUAUAAAUUUUUAUUACCCAUGCAUAAAAAUCUCGCUGAGGAAUCAUCGAUGAUUAUAUAAUAAUAUUACGUACACGGAUUAUAUGCUCUCCCAAAUGAUCUCUUUUUAAAUUUCUUUUAACUUCUCUUCGUCAUGAUUAUGUGCCUUUCUCCUUUUUUUCCGAGCACACACUUGGAUAAAAUAAUACCGUAAACAAAUAGAAAUUAUUAAUGAAUGGCUAUUAUUAGAAUAUAUUUCAAUAAUAUUUCGGAUAUCUUGGCUAUAUUUCCCCAUGAGAAAGAAACAAAAACAAAAAAGAAAACAAACAGACAAACAAAGCAAAAAGAAAAUAAUAGUAAUAAUAAUAAAAAGAAGAAGAGAGAAGAAAACAGGCUGGUCUCUGUUUAGUGAUAGAAUUCGACCAACUCUGUGUUUGUAUUAGAAUGAGCUACGUCAGGCUGUCGUAGAAUAACUUUUUCUCAUUGGUAUACGCGCAAUGUGUUUUCAAUAUAAAACACCUUUACACAUAUAUACAUAUAUAUAUAUAAAUAAAUAAAUAAAUAAAUAAAUAAAUAAA
Molecule: messenger RNA, 3242 nt
Organism: Vespula pensylvanica (western yellowjacket)
Lineage: Eukaryota; Metazoa; Arthropoda; Insecta; Hymenoptera; Vespidae
Product: neuronal calcium sensor 2
Exons: 6
Coding region: 587-1147 (186 amino acids)
Molecular function (GO): calcium ion binding
Source: RefSeq, a predicted model, not a curated record